AUGGCACGUUCAGUGUGUGUUCUGCUUGGCUCCUUGCUCCUACAGGACGUGUCUUCAUCCGUUGUUUCGAAGAGGGCGUUCACCCCAACGGUAAAAAGUGCUACUUUAGUAGGAAACGUCGCUGAUCCGGCCAUUAACCGCGAUUCGUGCGGCUCAUCCCGGUUCGGUGACCGGGUUUUCUGGACGUGCCGGGACAGCCAGCCCUACGAUAGCAACGGCGCUCCGAUCCUGCCGCUAUGGUCAUCCUCGGCGAGCUGGUCCAAUAUCAACGCCGAUGGAACUCCUGACCUUCUGCAGUACGGCGGUGGUGGCAGCCGGGAUCCGUAUUUCCCCUAUACGGACAAUGAAUGCAACACUAAUAGUGCAGGCUCGUGCCCUGAUGGUUCUCGUUAUGCGCUCUGGCCGGAUAGUCCCCCUUUGGUGACGUCUACGGACGGCAAUGUCGUUACUGCUUACACAUGGAUUCGUAAAUCGCAUAUUUUCCCAGAGCAGGGUCCUUCCACUACGAACAGCACAGUAACACUCGUCAACUUUAGCUUCAGCACGCCUGACCCGGACCCGGCGACUUCGCUCUAUAAGAUGACAUACAACCUGGAUAAUCCGGACCGAGAUGCCCUACCCACAGUCAGUCUUGUGGAUGAGAACUUUUGGCUGUAUGGAGGCAUUCCCUAUGGUGCUUACGGUAGUGUGAUCAAAGACGGCACUGCGUAUCUGUUUGGUAAGCCAUCAAAUGGCAUCGUUGCUUUGGCAAAGGUGGCCGCAAGCUCCAUCGAGGAUAAGUCUCAGUAUCAAUAUUGGGUCAACGACGCGUGGACCUCAAGCUUGCCUGGCCUGAACGACACGAAUGUCAACAUUCCCAACGUGAGUGCUGGUGGACAGGGAACCUACUAUUUCUCUGACUUCUGGAACAAGUGGGUGUGGAUUGGCCAGGCCGGUAUCAGCGUCUCAGCUGAUUACUUCAUCACCACAGCCGACUCCAUCACGGGACCGUGGGAGAGCUCAGUCAACUUCUACUCAGGGGAGACUGGCACCUAUCCCCUCGGAGCCUACACUCUCCAGGCUCAUCCGGGACUUAACCCGGGCGGUAGCACCGCGACUAACGAGAUUUACAUCUCACACACGAAGAACGAUGCAUAUGCUGAUACCGCCUUGUACUCUACGCCACUGAUCCAUAUUGAAUGGAAUUAGGGAAGCGGCCUGACGCUGAAGUAAUGCGUUUAGUUUGCGCCAACGUCACCUCAAUGCAUCACCUUGUCGCGCGCCAUUGCCUCGCCCGUUGGCUGAUUGCAAUUCCGUCGACAGAGGAGAGCGGCACACUUGCUUGCCUCACAACUACAUCCGCUUUGGACAACUUUUUGGACAAUUGCAUAUAUAUUACAGGCAUACACAUAUACUGAGGUAUCCAUCUACAUCGUCACAUACACAUUAGCAUAUAUCUGUAUAUACUCUCAUUCUGCCACUAUCUACCCUCUAACAAUGUAUGG
Messenger RNA from Xylaria bambusicola, 1484 nucleotides. RefSeq lists its product as uncharacterized. NCBI's taxonomy places the organism in Eukaryota, Fungi, Ascomycota, Sordariomycetes, Xylariales, Xylariaceae. The record is from RefSeq and is a predicted model, not a curated record. The transcript is spliced from 3 exons. The coding region runs from base 1 to 1188 and encodes 395 amino acids.